AUGCUUGAUCGAGCCAUUUCACACAAAGAGUGCUUGCACCUUCUGCAAGCAAGAGUUGCGCAGCUAACCGUCUCAAGCGUUGCCGCUCUAUCAUUGUGUCUUGUCGUCUUGUAUCUCUUGACAGCCAGCACUUAUAAUGCGUAUUUCCAUAAACUUGCCGCGUUCCCAGGACCUCUAUUAGGAAGAUGCAGUCUGAUCUGGCGAAUCUUUCACUCUCAGACUGGCCGCUUUCACUACGCCAUCCAAGAGCAGCAUCGCAGACAUGGGCCCGUUGUCCGAAUUUCUCCCAAUGAGCUCUCCUUUGCUUCAGUGGAGUCGUGGAAGGCAAUCUACGGCCACCGCGCUGCAGGCGCAGCACCAGUGAUCAAAAGCGAGUUUUACGAUAUCUAUGGCGCAGGCUUCAAAUCAUUAUGCAUUGGUAGUGAGCGUGAUCCUCAUAAGCACGGCCAAAUGCGCAAAAUGCUCUCUGCUGCCUUUUCCACAAAGAUGUUGCUGGACCAGGAAGAUAUUAUUACCAAGACAGUCGACGCUUUCGUACAUCGGCUUGGGGAAGAUCGUUUCCGAACUGAGGGUCUCAACAUGACCAAGUGGUAUGAGAUGAUAGCCUUUGACUCCUUGGGCGAAAUGGCGUUUGGCGAAUCCUUUCAUAGUGUCAAAGCUGGAAAGCCACACAGCUGGUCGGAGAUCAUAGUCAGCCAUCUAUACUUCAUCACACUGGUUGACAACCUUCGUCGUCUCCCUUUUGUGGCUACAGUAGCCCGCGUGCUACUCCCGUCAACUCUUGCUGUCCAAAAUCAGAACUCCCAGUAUAGCCGGAAAAAGGUCGAAGAACGUCUAUCCAAAAAGUCAAACCGCAAUGACUUUCUGUCUACCGUUGUCAAGAGUUACGAAGUGGGAGCUAUCAGCAAAGAAGAGAUGACUGCCCAUGUGUCAACUUUGACAAUCGCGGGUGGCGAGACGACUGCGACAUUCCUUGCCGCGGCAACAUACUAUCUGCUCCGAAAUCCAGCGUGUCUACUAAAGCUUCAAACAGAGAUAACGGCAAACUUCUCUUCAUUCGAAGAGAUCAAUGCCACUGCAGCUCGCCAGCUCCCAUACUUGCAAGCCGUCAUCAGCGAGGGCCUUAGGCUGUAUGCACCGGGCUCUCAGGGGUUUCCGCGAUUAUCGCCAGGCAUGAAUGUCGGCGACAUCUACGUCCCAGCGGGUGCUGAGGUCUUCACGCACGCGUGGACUCUGACGCAUAGCGAAGGGUAUUUCUCUGACCCGAAAAGCUUCAAGCCUGAACGCUGGCUAGAUGCGGGAUCCACAGAUGUCCGCGAGGCUAGCCAGCCAUUCUCUAUGGGCCCUCGGGGAUGCUUGGGACAAAACUUCGCAUACAUGGAAAUCAAUCUCAUCUUGGCCAAGAUGCUGUGGCAGUACGACCUAGAGCUGGUUGACAAAGAUUUAGACUGGGAACAGGAAAGCCAACUACAUGUGAUGUGGUGGAAACCCGCACUCAUGGUCCGUUUCACGCAUAGAACAUCUUGA
Colletotrichum abscissum is the source of this 1527-nucleotide messenger RNA. RefSeq names its product BCL4p. The transcript has 9 exons. Gene Ontology annotation, molecular function: heme binding; monooxygenase activity; iron ion binding. The coding region runs from base 1 to 1527 and encodes 508 amino acids. NCBI's taxonomy places the organism in Eukaryota, Fungi, Ascomycota, Sordariomycetes, Glomerellales, Glomerellaceae. The record is from RefSeq and is a predicted model, not a curated record.